Messenger RNA from Paramecium sonneborni, 268 nucleotides. NCBI's taxonomy places the organism in Eukaryota, Ciliophora, Oligohymenophorea, Peniculida, Parameciidae. The record is from the annotation of a GenBank genome assembly.
AUGCUUGAAUAAAAUAGAUUAAAGAUACAUAUAAAUUAUAUAUUUUAAAGCACAAAAAGUAUAAUAAAUUUAAAUAUUUUGAGAUGAUCCUGACUUGAAUAAAAAGAGUGAUAUAAAAGAGAGAUUUACUUAAAUAAAUUAAGCUUAUAAUUAACUUAAGCAACGCAAAUUUCAUAAAAAAGUAGAAGAGGAGCGUUAAUUUGAUAAAAUUAGUUCUGCAUAAUCUGUAGAAGAGUUUAAUGAUAAAUAUUUUGAUUCUACUUUAUGA